CUUGAGGGUUUAACCUGAAAGUCAGCUAAUGUCACUCCACCCUUAAUCCAAUCCUCAGCCCAGACUCUCUUCUCUCCUUCUCUUUCUUUUUGAGAUCUUGCUGCCUGUCUACUAUCAAUCGAACGACUGAUCGAUAAUCUGUUUAUAAUAACCACACCCUCACUCACUGUCAACAAAACUUGUCAAUAAACAACAAUGCAUCGUACAUAUUCCCUGCGGCAGUCUCGGGCUCCGACCGCGUCGCAGCUCCAGAACCCACCGCCUCCACCAUCGACGACUAAGUCGGGGCGCAUUUUUGGCCGGGGCGGCAUUGGCCAUGGAUUGAGGAAGCAUGCUGCUGGCUUCGGUAGCACCGAGCUGAGCAAGAAGCUCGCCCAGCUGGUGAAGAUGGAGAAGAACGUUAUGAGGAGCAUGGAGCUCGUCGGCAGAGAGCGCAUGGAAGUUGCUCAACAAUUGUCGAUCUGGGGUGAGGGAUGCGACGAUGACGUAUCCGAUGUUACCGAUAAGCUUGGUGUUCUGCUCUACGAAAUGGGUGAGCUCGAGGACUCCUACGUUGACCAGUACGAUCAAUACCGUGUCACCAUCAAGAGCAUCCGCAACAUUGAGUCGUCGGUGCAGCCCAGCAGAGACCGCAAGCAGAAGAUCACAGACCAAAUCGCGCAACUAAAAUACAAGGAGCCUAACUCCCCCCGAAUUGUUAUCCUCGAACAGGAGCUUGUCCGCGCCGAGGCUGAGUCGCUCGUCGCCGAGGCCCAGCUCUCGAACAUCACCCGUGAGAAGAUCAAGGCAGCAUUCAACUACCAAUUCAAUGCUCUCCGCGAGCACAGCGAGAAGCUCGCUACUAUCGCAGGUUACGGAAAGCACCUAUUGGAGCUGAUUGACGACACCCCAGUCACCCCUGGCGAGACCAGAGCUGCAUACGAUGGUUACGAGGCCAGCAAGGCCAUCAUCCAAGACUGUGAGGAUGCCCUCACCAACUGGGUCGACUCCAAGGCUGCUGUGAACGCAAAGCUAUCCACCCGCGCACGCACCCUCUCCCAGCGCCGCCGAAACAACAUCGCCCGCAACGCAGAGGGCCACGACCUUUCUGGUCAAGAUAGCGCAUACAAGGACCGCGAGUCUGGCCUGUGGGUCCCAGCUAGCGCGCACCAGGGCGUCGAUGAUUAUGAUGACGAGGAGGAGGAGGACAGGCACUCUGUGCAGGAGAGUGAGAUUCUCAACGGAGAGAGCAGGGGUCGUCUGCACGAGACCUCGGUUGAAGUCUAAUGCGCCGGGAUUUGAAUGGUCUUUCUUUGGUGUUUGACGAGUUGGGAGUUUUGCGGGAAACUUGAUCCCGGAAUCUCAUUGCUUUUUUUUCUUUUUUUUCUACAACAUGUGUUUCGCAAUGACCCGAUGUUAAUAAAAUAAUAUGUUGUUUAUACUUUAGUUUGAAUUUCUGAAAAUGGUAGCCUUAUGAUUCAU
Messenger RNA from Pseudogymnoascus verrucosus, 1461 nucleotides. It is a transcript of the gene PIL1, whose product is annotated as Eisosome core component. The transcript has 4 exons. The record is from RefSeq and is a predicted model, not a curated record. Gene Ontology annotation, molecular function: lipid binding. Gene Ontology annotation, biological process: eisosome assembly; endocytosis; negative regulation of protein kinase activity. Gene Ontology annotation, cellular component: plasma membrane; eisosome filament. Lineage: Eukaryota; Fungi; Ascomycota; Leotiomycetes; Thelebolales; Thelebolaceae. The coding region runs from base 196 to 1266 and encodes 356 amino acids.